Molecule: messenger RNA, 1352 nt
Organism: Aspergillus novofumigatus IBT 16806
Lineage: Eukaryota; Fungi; Ascomycota; Eurotiomycetes; Eurotiales; Aspergillaceae
Product: putative phosphatidylglycerol specific phospholipase
Exons: 5
Coding region: 32-1315 (427 amino acids)
Biological process (GO): phospholipid catabolic process
Molecular function (GO): hydrolase activity, acting on ester bonds
Source: RefSeq, a predicted model, not a curated record
CCCCCGAAAGGGUUACAGAACCACCGCCAAAAUGCAACCCAAAGCAGAUAAAGAUGCACAUGCAUCAUUUCCAGCAGGUAAACAGGCCUCGGACGAGACGGAGCGUCUGCUACCGCAUGAUCCACCCGAGGAGAUAAAUAUCUGGGGCGCUGCGCCUCAUGUGCCCCACAGCAGACUCUCCAGUCCGAUCAAGAACGUCGUGGUUCUGGUGCAGGAGAACCUGUCGUUCGACAACUAUGCCGGCGGACUCACAUAUAAUCCUAGUAUUGAUGGCCUCGUAAACCGCGAGUACUGCAACCCGGCCAAUGUCUCCGAUCCCUACUCGCCAAUGAAUAUCGCCCCGGAUGAUCCUGACCACAGUAUCACCGAUUAUGACUCCGAUGGCCCCAACAUGCAAGGCUUCGUCGCCGAGCAGAUCGCCGCAUACGGCAUCGAAGGCAACCUCUCACGCGCCGGCGAGCACGUCCCCGUCUUCAACGCCAUGGCCGAGAACUUUGUUCUCUUCGACCGCUGGUUUGCCGCCGUGCCCGGCCCAACCAACCCAAACCGCGCCUAUUUGACGUCUGGCACGUCCCACGGCCACGGCGCCAACGACCCCGACUUCGAUAGGUCGGCCCUCCCUCAGCGCUCCAUCUUCGAGCAGCUCUCCGAAAACAACAUCAGCUGGAUCAACUACUCCAACACGACUGGCUUCCUCCCCGACGCGCUCUUCUACCGCUGGACCGCCAUGUCCGGCCUCGGCGAGACCAACGUCCGCCCCAUCGACCAGUUCUACCGCGACGCUAAAGCAGGUACCCUGCCCCAGUUCACCUGGAUCAACCCGGAGUGCUGCUCGUACAUGUCCUUCCACCCUCCCUCACCCAUCAACAUGGGCGAGGGCUGGAUCAAGAGCGUCUACGAGGCGCUCCGCUCGUCCCCGCAGUGGCACGAGACCCUCUUCAUCCUCACCUUUGACGAGCACGGCGGCUUCGCGGACCAUGUCCCGCCGCCGGAGAACGUGCCUGCCGGCGAUGACCUGACCUACACUGAGACGGCGCGGGAUGGCAGGUCCUCCACGUUUGCGUUUGAUCGGUUGGGCAUCCGGGUGCCGACGGUGCUGAUGUCGCCGUGGGUGGGUAAGGGUGUGGUGCAGAACAGGCCGACGGAUCAGAACGGCGAGUUCACGCAUACGUCUAUCCUGAAGUUUGUGGCUGAUCUGUGGGGGUUGGAGUACUUGUCGCCGCGCGUGGCCUGGUCUGCGAGUUUUGCGCAUUUGAUUACGGAUACGUAUCGUGAUGACACGCCGGAGAAGUUACCUGAGCCGGCGGAUUUCUAGACAUAGUCAGAUACCUUAGUUGAUACAUAUAUUCCAG